GUGAUCUGUAAAAAAAUUCUAUUCUUCCUUCAAACAGGCCUCGUGGACGAAGCUUGGCCACGUUUCUUGCUAAAACUUUAAAAAUAACCAGUGAAUUGUUCUAAUUAGUUUAAAAAAUUAGUGGAAACAGUUACUUUGCUGAUAAUAAAUGCAGAACUGUAUUAAAAGUGCUGAAAAUGGAUAAAACGCUUUAUUAUUCCCAUCCAACGUAUGAACUGGUGUUAAAUCUGCAGCGAGUGGGCCAAGAGCUAAUAACUCUGCUAGAUCUUCCCGAACAGUUCGCAUGCGAACACUGCUUCCUACCAAAAUGUAUAUGUCAAAAAACUGACACCCAAACCAACAGAAACCAAUCGGAGAGAAGUAACACUGAAAGUACAAGCAAUAAUGAAGCUUGCACUAAUAAAAUUAAAGUUCAAGUUUCCCCAACAGCGGAUGUUUUGCCGAAGUCAAAAGGCCGAAGUCCAGCUCCUACAACAGAGAAGUUAUCCGACAUUCAAGACAAAGGAACUCUAAUGGUUGAAGGCCAUACAAACCCAAGAAACUCUCUAGCUAUCAUUGAAAGUGUUAGACCAGCUAAUUUGCCGAUAAAAACUCUUCAAAGAUCAUGUAUCAUGAAUAGUAAUUCUAGCUUUAUGAAUAGUUCACCGCCAAACCUGUUGAAUAGUUCAUCUCUUUUGAAUAGUUCGAAUAGUUUGUAUGGAAUGAAUCUUUCGAAUAUUCCAAACGUAAGUUCCUUGAAUAGUACAACGGGACCAUUUUGGGGAUAUUCCAAGCAAAAAAAUAAUACGAACGUAGUAUACAAUACGUCUGCAAAAUUAAAUUCAAGCAACCAACACUUCAAGGAUUACUAUUCUUAUUUUUCUAAAGUAUAGUAGGUAUGUAACUAUACAAUAUAAAGUUUUGACUAACGCGAAAGGGCACAUAACACAAGUCUUUCUAAUAAAAAUAAUAACUUGUGGCUGGUUUCAUACAUUUUGUAUGGAUCUGAUUUUAUUAUAAUAAUAUCCUAAAAUAUUUAACAUGAAAUGUAAGAAAACAAUUACAAGUCAUUGAAAGAUAAUGCGUUUUGUCAACUACUUUAGUAUAAGUCGUACCUACCUACUACAAUUUAGAAGGCUUUGUGAUUUUCUAUAAAAAUCAGUUCUAGAAAUUUAUUUAGUAGGUCUGUAAGAUUUUUCAGUUAUAUUUUAUAGGAUAAAUACUAGAUAAAUAUUUAUAAUUUAAAAGAUAUAACAAAAAGAUUAAAAAUAUAUAUAAAAUAAGGAAAAAGAAAAAGAUAGAAAAAAUAUAUAAGUAGUUGAUAAUAUUAUUUGUAGUAACGGAUAUGUAGGUAAUAAAUAGGUGCAAUGCAUUUAUUUCUUUACAAGAUUUUGCUUCAGUCAUAAUAUUAUUAAAUGUAUGAUCUGCAUGCAUUGUUACUAUUAAUAAAUGUAUUAUAUACAUUCUUAAACUAGAAUUAUUAGGUACGAUAGCGAAGCAAUUACUUAAUAUUAAUUCUAGAGAUUUUUUAUAUUAUUUUUGUGAUUUUUUUCAACGAAGUAUGUUAGAUAAAACGUGUUAAAAGUAAAACAGAGUAAAAUUAAGCAAGUAACAUUUUUUUCUAGAAAAAUAUUAUAUUUUUAUACUUAGAUUUAAUUUGGUAACUGUUUGGCUUUACUCCAUUACCAUGUCACUUCAUACUUACGUUGCUCCAAAGUGUAAUAUUAUUGUAUUGUAAUAGUACUCUUUAGUGAUAUACCUACCUACUUCUAUAGAUAAUAAAUUAAAGCAGUUCUCAUU
Maniola jurtina (meadow brown) is the source of this 1779-nucleotide messenger RNA. RefSeq lists its product as uncharacterized. The record is from RefSeq and is a predicted model, not a curated record. The transcript is spliced from 2 exons. Bases 177 to 872 code for a protein of 231 amino acids. NCBI's taxonomy places the organism in Eukaryota, Metazoa, Arthropoda, Insecta, Lepidoptera, Nymphalidae.